Naegleria lovaniensis is the source of this 474-nucleotide messenger RNA. RefSeq lists its product as uncharacterized. The transcript has a single exon. The record is from RefSeq and is a predicted model, not a curated record. NCBI's taxonomy places the organism in Eukaryota, Heterolobosea, Eutetramitea, Acrasida, Naegleriidae. Bases 1 to 474 code for a protein of 157 amino acids. Gene Ontology annotation, biological process: negative regulation of cell population proliferation; negative regulation of mitotic cell cycle. Gene Ontology annotation, cellular component: nucleus; cytoplasm.
AUGCUGGAAGAAAUUCAAAGAACGGCCGAGUUUUUUGCUAGUUGGCUCGUGAAAAAGUUUGAUUCUAAAACGGUGGCCGAGUUUAAAAUUUCUCUUGAAAAUGAUUUGAUUUCUCGUUUUAAGAAUCAUUGGUAUCCUUCGAAUCCACUCAGGGGUCAAGCAUUCCGAAGUAUCUUGUUAGAUGGAGUGCAAACCGAUCCUAUUUUGAUGGAUAUUGCAACCAGGAUGGGAAUGGACUUGGUAGAUUUUGAGAGUUGCCUACCAAGACAUUGCGUUGUGUUUUGCGAUCCCUCCCGUGUGGUUUGCAAGGAUCUCCAGGCCAGAGAAAAUUCUUAUCAUGUGAUUUAUACUGGAAACAAUAGGAGUUCUACUUCUGUUGUUGUUGAAUCUGAACAAUCUCCACUUUUGAAAACUAUGGAACAACAGAACAAGGAGAACAUUUCAAAAGGUGUGCUGAUUGUAUCAUCCAAUUAG